Molecule: messenger RNA, 3180 nt
Organism: [Candida] anglica
Lineage: Eukaryota; Fungi; Ascomycota; Pichiomycetes; Serinales; Debaryomycetaceae
Source: the annotation of a GenBank genome assembly
AUCAAGCAUUUCAUCGACGAGUUUUCGACUCAUAUACUCAAUCGAUUGACUGUAGCUAACGCAUCAGAGACCCCCUCUCCCAAGAAUCACCUGGAAGUGCUUCCCACGUUUUGAGAACUAGAAUACUUGUGUAUAUUUGGGCCACUAAUUGUAGUUCACAAUUUUGAAUUUUGGUGAACAGACAAAAAAAAAUAAAAAUAAAGUAAAAGAAAAAAAAAAGCAGCGUGUUUGACAAUUGGAGAACAAGCUUGAUACUAACAACAAUCUUCUACAAGUACGUUUCCAAUCGAGAAUGACGACCUCUGUGCCCGCGGGGCAACAGCCCCAAUCGUUGAAGUUGAAGCUUGGACCCGUGAAUGGCCAAUCACGCCAGCCACAACCUUCUCUGUCUCUCUCUGGAGAAGCAACAACUAGUGGACAACAACUUCUGCAACAACAACUUCAACAACUUCAACUUCGUAGAGCAAAGGCCAAUCUUCAGAAUUACAAUUUUUCAAACACUACGGCGGGACUUCUCAAGAAAUACUCCCAAUAUCCUGCGUCGAUAAACUUUCAUAUUUAUGAAAAUCAUUAUCGAUUCAACAAUCUUCAAGAUUCCAAUAUUAUUCCAAAGAAUCUGCCAAUGAUCAAGAGUUUCCUUAAGCAUGUGAUACGAGAAGAAAUCCCAGUGGAAAUGAGUGAACUUUUGAAAGAUUGCUCGAUUAGAAGUUAUGAUGGAUGUCUUAUCCUUCAAGUUUAUGAUCAUCGGAAUAUGGUUGGACCUGAAUCCAAAACUAGUGGACCUCAAACUGGAGAAGGACCUAAAGACAAGCCUGCGACUGGCUCGGCGACUGGCUCGACGAAUCCAAAUGGUAGUAGCGCUACCGGAUCCAAUACCAACAACUCAUCCAGUACCACCACCUCCAAUGCUUCUACCACUCCAGCGAAACCAAAGACUUACAGAACCGUACUUAAACCUACUCAAUUGUCACUUUACUAUGAUCUUCUUUAUCAUACCGAUUCCGCAUUGACCAAGUUUACUGAUCCAUUAUCGCUUCAAAUGGAGUCUGAAAUCUUAACAUUAACCAAUAGAAAAUUGGAUUUAGCAGUUCCCUUGAACCCAUAUUUGUGUGAUGAACAUUUAAGACCAGAAUCAGAAUCAAUAAAGAAGGAAUAUGACCCCAAGACAGAUGAUUAUAAAUUAUUAUUCAACCAUCGUCCAGAAGUUUUCAAGCCUGCACGGAAAUUGCAUCAAGAUGAAAUUGUCUUACACAAAUCUUCAGAAUAUGAAGAGAUUAUGUUCCUUUUAUCGAAUAAGUAUAAGAAGACCGAAGAUACUGAUAAGAAGUUAAUCGCAGUUGAACCAUUAAUAUCAUCAGCUGUGUCUACAUCAUCUGCAGAUGAUUCUAAACUGGCUUCCAAUCUCAAUGAUAAAAAGAAAGAUAAUAAUGGUAAGAGUAAUGGUUCUACUUCCUCAGUAGUGAAUUCUGCUGCACCAAACCCAACCACAGGUCAAUUCAUGAGACUUCGUUUCAUUGAAGAAAUUCGAAAGAGAAAAGAAUCUCAAAAGGCACAACAAGAAGCAAAUGUAUUGGCUACACCACCAAAUAAUAGUCAGCAAUCAAAUCAAAUACCUGAUAAUAAUAAUCAAAAUACUAUUAAUAAUAACAACAAUAUUAAUGGAGGUAUGAACAGCGGACUUAUUGGGGAUUCACAAGGGUCUCUUAAUAAUACACCGAAUUCCAUUCCUAAUGCAAGAUAUCCGGCCAAUAAUAAUGGUGCUUUGAAGAAUAAUAAUGUAUCCAUGGGAGGCCCACAAUCUACAGGUGGAAAUCCAGGCUCAAUUUCUAACUCGGGAAUGAAACAAAUGCCAGUAGCAGCCAUGCCAAAUGGAAACUUUCAAAAGCAACAACAACAAAAGGUUAUGGCUGACAAGGCACAGAUUCUUAGGGCACAACAGUUGCAAGUACAACAACAAUUUCAACAACAACAAGCUCAACAACAGUUCCAACAGAAGCAACAGCAACAAAGACAACAGCAACAACAGCAGCAACAGCUUCAACUAUUGCAACAACAGCAACAACAACAGCAACAACAACAACAGCAACAACAACAGCAGCAGCAGCAACAACAGCACCAUCAACAAAUGCAACAACCUCAAUUGCAUCAACAACAACCACAACAAAUCUCACAACAUAUGCAGCAACAACAGUCGCAACAAUUACCUCAACAAAUGCAACAACAACAAAUACCGCAGGUACCUCAACAAUUACCUCAACAAAUGCAACAGCAAAUGCAACAGCAAAUACCUCAACAAAUGCAGCAACAAGUAAAGCGUCAAAAGAUGGAUGGUAUGACAUCUGUUGGUUCUACACCACAAAUGUCAAAUUCACAACCAACUUCUAAUAUCGGCACACCAGUUGUUGGAAAUGGUAAUUUGGCUGGAAUGCAGCAACCAAUACAAACUUCAUCGCAACUGCAACCUUCAUCUCAAGGUGGAAGUUCUGGUCAACAAACACCUGCCCAAUUGCAACAGCAACAGAUUUUCCAGAGCUCGUUGACUGCGCAAGAACAACAACAGUUCAGACAAUUGCAAGCCCGUAUGAAUGCUUUUGCUAUGAUGGGUAACUCUGGAGUAGCUCCUAACAGAGCUCAGUUAACGGCUCAACAGCAGCAACAAGCUAUCCAACAAGCAAAAUUGAUACAACAACAGUUGAUUCAAAAAUUCCCUGUAUAUUUCCAACGUUUGAGACAAUUACAAUUAGCCCAACAACAACUGAGACAACAACAGCAACAAACUUCAUCUUCACAACAGUCGCAACAAUCAUCACAACCACAACAAUUGCAACAACAGAUACAACAACAACAACAAUUACAACAACAUCGUCAACGUCAACAAAUGCAACAACAACUCCAACAGCAACAACUCCAACAACAGAAUCUUAUGGGAAAUAAUCAGUCGCAACAACAAAGGCAAUACAUUCAACAACAGCGUCCAAAUACCACUGGAAACAUGCAAGGGGGUAAUAUGGGUGGUGGCCUUUCACAACAACAAAUGAUGAAUCAACAAAUGAUGCAACAAAUGGCCAUGAUGAAUCAAGAAAAAAAACGAGGAUACCAGAAGAAAAAACCAUAAUGUAGAAGUAUGUAAUAAUAGACUUAAAGAAUUCAAUUAAUAAACAUCGUAUUCAAACAUAAUAA